AUAAUGACUCACAUUUUCAUUCUUUUUUUUUUUAUUAUUAUUGAAAUCUUAUAUCAUGCAUUCUAGAUACAAUAAUAUCAUAUUGUCAUGUAGAAAGUACACAGAAAGCACUCUAACAAAAUUUCCCCUGCAUUGCAUUAUCAAGAGAUAAAGAAGGGCAAAUUGGAGAUAUUAGGUAGAAUUUGUGGGAAAAUAUUGGUUGUCUUUAAGUGCUAGCAUGAAGUGGUCAAAAUCAAAUAUCAUUAAUCCGACAUGUGCGGAAAAUUACACUUAGUCAUUGAAGAUGUUGCACAAUUUGCAUUUAUGUACAUGGCACUUUUUACUAUAUAUACAUUAAGUUGAACACCAUUCUUUCCACCACUCCACAUCAAAUAAACCUGAAAUUAGGAAUUUUAACAAACAAGAUGUCUAAGUUCUUGAUUAGCAGUUCUAUGUCAUCAUCCCCCAUUUUUAUACAGCCUAGAGACAGUUUCCUGGUCCAAAAUGUGGAUAUAGCUAUUGAUCGCUGCACAAAGGUAGCUCGAAAUGUAAACCUUGAAAGGCUGCAAAACAACUACUUAUUUCCCGAGAUAUCAGCACGGGAAUAUGCUCAUAUGAAGAAAUAUCCAAAUGCAAAGGUAAUCAGCCUUGGAAUAGGUGACACCACGUUUCCAAUACCGGAUGUGAUAACUUCAGCCAUGUCUGAUUUUGCCAGUUGCCUAUCCACUCCCCAAGGAUAUAGAGGUUAUGGACCCGAGCAAGGGAACAAGGAACUGCGUAAAGCAAUUGCACAAAAGUUCUACGGUCAUUUGGGAGUGACCGAUCGAGAGGUUUUCAUUUCUGAUGGCUCACAAUGUGAUAUUUCUCGCCUCCAGAUGCUUCUGGGGUCUAAUUUAACAACCGCUGUACAGGAUCCUUCUUUUCCGGCGUACAUAGAUUCAAGUGUCAUAAUUGGUCAGUCUGGUGAUUUUCAAGCCGAUACAGGGAGGUAUCAGAAGAUAGAAUACAUGAAAUGUGGGCCUGAGAAUGCUUUCUUUCCUGAUUUAUCGACUGUCCCAAGAACUGAUGUUAUCUUCUUCUGCUCUCCGAAUAAUCCUACUGGCCAUGCAGCAUCAAGGAAACAAUUAGAACAACUUGUACAAUUUGCCAGGGAAAAUGGGUCAAUCAUUGUUUAUGACUCCGCGUAUGCAGCAUAUAUUCAAGAUGACAGUCCGCGGUCUAUAUAUGAAAUUCCAGGCGCCCGAGAGGUAGCAAUUGAAGUUUCAACAUUUUCGAAAAUAGCCGGAUUCACAGGUGUCCGUCUUGGUUGGACCAUUGUUCCAGAAGAGCUCCGUUAUUCAAAUGGGUUUCCAAUCAUAAAUGAUUAUAAUCGCAUUGUGUGCACCUGCUUUAAUGGCGCCUCCAACAUAUCUCAGGCUGGUGGAUUAGCAUGUCUUUCUUCAGAGGGUCUCGGGGCUAUGCUCUCAGUUGUGGAUUACUACAUGGAGAACGCAAAAAUACUGAAACAGACUUUCACUUCCCUAGGCUUAAAGGUUUAUGGUGGAAGAAACGCCCCUUUUAUUUGGGUUCUUUUUCCUGGGAAGAAAUCGUGGGAUGUGUUCAAUGAGAUUCUUGAAAAGAUGCAUAUAAUAACUGUCCCAGGUAGUGGUUUUGGCCCAGCUGGUGAAGGAUUUAUUAGGAUAUCAGCAUUUGGGAGGAGGGAGACCACCUUAGAGGCGUCAAAGAGGUUGAAGAUGAUUUCCUAUUAGGUGUGCAUAUAACUUUUGUUGCUUUAUGGUUCAAGGAUUAACCUAAAGUGCAUAUAAGUAAUGUUUCUAGACAUGUUUGGACUAUAUAUAGAAACACUAUAACUAUAACUCCAACUCAUGUUUUAAAUUUUCUCUGUGUAUUUAUCGCACCAUAACUGAUAAUGAUAAAAGUAUUUGCACCUUGAAUUGUAGAACUGUUGUUCUAGUUUAUGAUGCUUAUGUAUGAAAUAGGAGUUUGGUUGAGUCUAUUGUUUUAUAAAAAUAAGAAUCAUCUACUGGGAUUUCCAAAAUCUUCAAACUAUGUCUUGGCUGUGUCUGUUGAAAGGUUUGUUCGAUUUUAUUGGUUAUAGGGCCAAUUUCAUUCUCCUUUUUAAUA
Messenger RNA from Impatiens glandulifera, 2103 nucleotides. RefSeq names its product probable LL-diaminopimelate aminotransferase, chloroplastic. Gene Ontology annotation, cellular component: chloroplast. NCBI's taxonomy places the organism in Eukaryota, Viridiplantae, Streptophyta, Magnoliopsida, Ericales, Balsaminaceae. Gene Ontology annotation, molecular function: L-lysine:pyruvate alpha-transaminase activity; pyridoxal phosphate binding. The coding region runs from base 405 to 1727 and encodes 440 amino acids. The transcript has 10 exons. The record is from RefSeq and is a predicted model, not a curated record. Gene Ontology annotation, biological process: systemic acquired resistance, salicylic acid mediated signaling pathway; L-pipecolic acid biosynthetic process.